GCGGGAGCGGCAGAGCCGGGCAGGAGCUGGGGGCCGCGCCCGCAGGGGASGUGGCCGGGCUCCCUGCCUGCCUGCCCCGGGGCUGCUCCGCACCUGGCUGCUGCGGGCGGACCGGGAGCGGCUGGUCCCGGAGCGGUGGCGGCGCGGGCUGGCCUGGAGCAUCGCUUUCCAGGGCGCUGUACCCCGCGGAGCCUCGCAGCGCUACUCCAGGAGCCGCGGCAUCGCCGGGCAGCUCUUUCCUGGUGAUAUUUCUAAGCUCAUGUGCAGAAUGUUGAAGAGACUAUUUCACAUAAAAAUCUUGAGAGACUGCAGGGACUUCUUUGCCAGUGAGAAAUAAAGCAUGACUACCAUCCAGGAAGUGAGUGGAUUUUUCCUCUCAUCUCACUGAMAAACUUGCCAGAUUCCUUAGAAACACACUUUUUUUUUCUGAAAUUGUGGAAGAUCGUAUGACCAGAGAGAAGGACAUUUUUUUUUUAGCCCUGCAAAACUACCUGGUAUUUGAAAUGCUGAAGAGGAAAUUACGGUUUUGCCACAACUUGCGCUUCAGGCUUUUUUUGGGUCUAACUCUUAUUUUAGUAAUCAUUUCAGUUUUGAAAGUUAACCAGAAAGACCACUUCUUAAAUCGGAGGCAUCUGGAGCUAACAAAAGAAGAUCCURUUAGCAAUGUUAACUGCACCAAGAUUAUUGAGGGGGAUUUAGAAGAAAUACAAAAGGUACAGCUUGAGAUAUUAUCUGUGUCAUUUAAGAAACGUCCCAGAUUAACAGCAGAUGAUUAUAUUAACAUGACUGCAGACUGUGCCUCCUUCACCAAAACUAGGAAAUACAUUAUGGAACCUCUCAGCAGUGAAGAAGCAGAUUUUCCAAUUGCUUACUCAAUAGUGGUUUAUCACAAAAUUGAGAUGCUUGAUAGACUUCUGAGAUCAAUCUAUGCUCCACAGAAUUUUUACUGCAUUCAUGUAGACAAAAAGUCUCCAGAAUCUUUCUUUGCUGCUGUGAAGGGAAUAGUCUCAUGUUUUGAUAAUGUCUUUAUUUCCAGCCAGUUAGAGAGUGUGGUAUAUGCUUCAUGGAGCAGAGUGCAGGCAGACAUUAACUGCAUGAAAGAUCUGUACAGAAGGAGUUCAAACUGGAAAUACCUAAUAAACCUAUGUGGUAUGGACUUUCCUAUAAAGACCAAUCAUGAAAUAGUAGAGAAAUUAAAAGCCCUUAAGGGUGAAAACAGCUUGGAAACAGAAAAAAUGCCUGUUUAUAAAGAAGUGAGGUGGAAGAAACAUCAUGAGAUUAUUGAUGGUAAAAUAAAGAACACAGGGAUAGACAAACAACUACCACCUCUCAGUACUCCAGUUUUUUCUGGCAGUGCCUAUUUUGUWGUUAGCAGAAGCUUUGUAGAAUAUGUAUUAGAAAACAGCAAAAUACUUAAGUUCAUUGAGUGGGCAAAAGAUACUUACAGCCCAGAUGAGUACCUGUGGGCAACAAUUCAGAGAAUCCCUGAAGUCCCAGGUGCAUUUUCUUCCAGUGACAAGUACGAUGUUUCUGACAUGAAUGCCCUGGCCAGGUUUGUCAAGUGGCAGUACUUUGAAGGUGACGUGUCCAAAGGCGCACCCUACCCUCCRUGCAGUGGAGUUCACAUUCGCUCUGUCUGUGUUUUUGGAGUAGGAGACUUGAGCUGGAUGCUACGAAACCACCACUUAUUUGCUAAUAAGUUUGACACUGAUGUCGACCCUUUUGCAGUGAAAUGUUUGGAAGAGUAUUUGCGACACAAAGCUUUGUAUUUGCAAAAGAACUGAAAUGUGUGCUCCUCUUAGGAAACACAGUUACAGAUAUUAUACUGCUAUGUACUUUAAUGUGUUACAUGAUGGGGAUGCUGAUAAUGGGUAUAAUGACUCUCACCAUGUUGGUGUGGUGGUGCUGAUGCCCUCCCUGCCUUGUCCAUGGGCAAGGUGGGGGAAAGACAUGUCCUGAGUGAAUAUGCCUUAUGGCAUACUGAGGCUCAAUGCUUUAGGUACAAAAUCAGACAGCAGUUAUUGGGAGGCCAACUAUUUGGAAUAUUUAUUAUUUAGAAGGUAUAAUUAAUGGACUUCCUUUGGCUAAACUGUUUUGUUUUAAGGCUUAGAAGAUGCAUGUUGUUGAUGGUUAUUCUUAAUUCUUUUUUUCMCAUGAAUGUAGUACUAGCUGGAAGAGAAAGAUGAAGGGGUGGAAUAAAAAGCAGCUGGACUGCACAGGCAUCAUACUGAGUACUGAAAGAUCUCAGGAAUAUAAUGUUAGAAUUUGUCUAAAAGCUAUGCAAAAGGGGAUAUGCAAAGCCAGCUGUUACCAUUUCACUUAGAUCUGUUUGCUGCAGUUCUGUUACGUGUAAUUCUUAAUCCUCUUGAAAAUGGAGUAUUAAGGAAUUCAAAUUUUGCUUUUGUAUUCUUAAASCCCCCCGCUAUUGUGAUAUAAUGUUUAUACACUAGUUUGUAAUGACAUCUUCUCAGGGAAGCUUCAAUUUUGUGCCUGAUGAGAUUUAGACUUGUAAUUUUACAUUUCUUACAGGGAGUUCUGCUUUUGGAUCCAAAGUUAUCAAGUUUCUCAAAAUGUAAAGAACUGCAGUAGUGCCUAAAUAUUACUGACAAACUGCUGGUUUCUGCUUUCUGUCAAGGUCAACUUGCAUUCCAGAUUAUUUUAACACUGAGUACGGAAAAAUAAAACUAUUUUUUUAAAUGA
Molecule: messenger RNA, 2700 nt
Organism: Malurus melanocephalus (red-backed fairy wren)
Lineage: Eukaryota; Metazoa; Chordata; Aves; Passeriformes; Maluridae
Gene: GCNT1
Product: glucosaminyl (N-acetyl) transferase 1
Exons: 3
Coding region: 447-1784 (445 amino acids)
Cellular component (GO): membrane
Molecular function (GO): beta-1,3-galactosyl-O-glycosyl-glycoprotein beta-1,6-N-acetylglucosaminyltransferase activity
Source: RefSeq, a predicted model, not a curated record